ACGCCAUGGAAUUCGUCUUAAUCAGAUAUUAAAUUUAUUGUUUUCGGACAUUGGACUCGGACUUCCGAAUUCGUAAAUGUGAUGAGUCAGCUUCCAUAGUGUUCGAUCUGGCAGUGUGUCGCGGGAUAUAAAACGAGGUCGACGAUACUUUUGAAAUUUCUUUACACCCAACAAAGCAGCAAAACACAUCCCUCACAUCAAUCAUGGCAUUCACAGUCACACUUGGGCCUGAACAUGGCUACGUCCUCGGCGUUGCGGCUAGCACUGUCAUCCUCCUACAAUACCUAGGCUUCAAAGCCGGGAGCAUGCGGAAAAAGGCUGGUGUGCCUUAUCCCUCCCUCUACGCCGACCGAGCCGAAGCAGAGGCCCAACCCAUCAAAAAGCUAUACAACUGUUACCAAAGAGCCCAUCAAAACACAUUAGAAAACUACCCAUCCUUCCUUCUCCUCCUCGGUACAGCUGGUAUCAGCUACCCCCUCUUUGCGACUGCUUGUGGUGCGACUUGGGUUAUUGGACGUCUGUUGUAUGCUCAUGGGUAUUACUCUGGGCGUCCCGAAAGGCGUCUGCAGGGUUCUAUUCACAUCUUGGGCUUGCUUGGUUUGUUUGGUGCGAGUGUAAAGACGAUUUGGGACAUUGUGGCGGUUUAGGUGGGUUCCGGCGCUUCAAGACCAUGGGCCCUGCCUGAGUCUAUAAACUUUAAAUGUCAAGCGAUUUGCUGUGCAAAUAAUAAAUCAAAAGUUACAUGGGA
Messenger RNA from Spizellomyces punctatus DAOM BR117, 748 nucleotides. RefSeq lists its product as uncharacterized. Lineage: Eukaryota; Fungi; Chytridiomycota; Chytridiomycetes; Spizellomycetales; Spizellomycetaceae. The record is from RefSeq and is a predicted model, not a curated record. Gene Ontology annotation, cellular component: endoplasmic reticulum; nuclear envelope; membrane. Gene Ontology annotation, molecular function: glutathione peroxidase activity; glutathione transferase activity. The transcript is spliced from 3 exons. The coding region runs from base 204 to 647 and encodes 147 amino acids.